AUGCUACCUGGUGACAAAAAGUUUUUUAGCGAGGACAUCAAAGUCUACCGAGAUCACAUGCGAAAGCACCCGGAAAGUACCAACAUUGGGCAGGACAUUCUCUCCGAGUGGGCCGAUUUAUCGGGCAUCAACAAAACCGACUUGAUGGCUGAUAAUCCACUUUCUAAGGCUACGCAGUUGCAAACACUUCAAGAUAUACUCAAAGACGUAGAAUCGGACGCCAACUACCAAACGAUAACUCGCCAUGCAUUCGGAACAGUGGCAAUACUGCCGGACACACAGAAUCUUAUUGGUUUUGAUGUGAGCAUUGAAAAUAAAGGAGUUGACACACUGCCCGAAUCCUUCAGCGGACCAUUGCUGGUUAAUCAUCUGCUAAAUCAAGCAGAGCAUCUAUUUGUCAAUGAAAUACACGGACCAGAAGCAUUUGCCAGCUUCAACGGAAAGUACUACACUGGCCUGCGCGAUGGCCGAAUUGUUGAGGUGCUCCCUGAUCGGAUAGAGACCGUUGCCUGGCUUGACCCAAAGAAGGUCGGCCCUGAGGUGUGCAGCAAGCCGUACAAAUUUCAGUGUGGCCGAGCUCUAGGCCUUCGCUUUGACUCAAAGGGAACACUGUACGCGGUUGAUCCGCACCAUGGCGUCUUUGCCGUCAACGUGCAGACCGGCGCCAUCAAACUGGUUGUCGACACAAAGGAAAUCGGGGCCAAGUUUCUCGAUGACAUGGUGAUCAUUGAGAAGCCCGGCGGAGCAGGCAUGAUUUUCUACCUGAGCGACGUCAGCACUCGCUGGGACCUCAACCAGGCAAUGUUCUGCGCCGCAGAGCACGACCGAACGGGUCGACUGCUGAGCUACGACACGCAGACAAAGAAAAUGACCGUUGAGUACGAGAACCUCGCUUUUCCGAACGGACUUGAACUAACAGACGACAAAAGCGCCCUUCUCCUCUGCUCCAUCAACGACCGCCUGGUGUACCGGUACGGCAUCUCCGGUCCGGAGAAGGGCAAACUGGUGACCAUACUGGACAACCUGCCCGGAGAGCCAGAUAACAUCAAGCGAUCAGCGGAUCGUACUCGUGAAACCUUCUGGGUGGGCAUAUACACCGCUCGCAACAAACACCGGCCACACUUUGCCUUUGACGUGGUCGCCAAAAACGUUUACCUGACUCGGUUCAUUGUCCGUCUGCAGUUCAUUGUGGGCUCAGUGGUGGAAUGGUACGCCAAACUGGUCGACAGUGACUGUCUGCUUAAAAUUGGCGUUGGCUUUAAGUCGGGCCUCAUUCCGAACAUGGGCCACUGCGAGUACGGAAUGGCGCUGGAGAUUGACGCCAAGGGAAACAUUCUCAACUCACUCCACUCACCAGACGGCAAAACCUGCGCCCUUUCUGAGGUUUUUGAGAUGGAGGACCAAAAUGACGGACAGCGACGAUUCUUGCUAGGCUCGGCCACCAAUCCGUACUUGGGUCGUUUGAGCCUGCCAGUGAGUGCUUUCCGAACGGCUAGCAAGCUGGAGACAAAGCAAAAGGAAACGGUCAAACUCGGUGAAACACCAAAGCCGGUCAAAACAGUUGAAAGCACUCCAGUGAAAACAAAGACAGCAGAAAGCAAGCCACCACCACAGGCAAAGAAGACUUCACAGUCUGCCAAGGCAAGUCAGACAAGUGAAGCAAAGCGUGAUGAACUGUAA
Rhagoletis zephyria (snowberry fruit fly) is the source of this 1680-nucleotide messenger RNA. The record is from RefSeq and is a predicted model, not a curated record. Lineage: Eukaryota; Metazoa; Arthropoda; Insecta; Diptera; Tephritidae.